CGAAGCCGCUUCCAACUUGCCACGCAUUCGACCGGUACGGGGGCCUGGCGUUUACCGGACACCUACAGGAAGCACCGAAAAUGGAUAAAAGUACAACAGAAUCCCCAUUGAAAAUACUGCUGAACGCCACAUCCCGGCCAUCGGCAGCCACUAUGCAAUUGGCAAAGCAACCACCACAAGCCAGCAUACUUUUACAGGUCCCCGUUCCGACGGGACCGCAGGAAGCAAUCAACUCCGUGCAAGUGAGGAACUGUGUGGCAACGGUGAGCGUUGGCUGUGAACUGAACCUGAAAACGAUCAACUUCCGUACGCGCAACUCCGAGUACAACCCGUCGCGAUUUCACGGCGUGGUGAUGCGAAUACGUGAUCCACGCUGCACGGCGCUCGUCUUCCGAUCGGGAAAAAUUAUCUGCACCGGUGCCAAGAACGAGCAGGAAGCCAACCUCGGCCUACGGAAGUUCGUGCGGAUUAUUCAGAAGCUCGGGUUCAGCGUGAGGUUCUUAGACUUUAAGGUACAAAACCUGAUCGCCACCGCAGACCUUCGGUUUCCGAUACGCUUGGAAAACCUGAACCAAGUGCACGGGCAGUUCAGCUCGUACGAGCCAGAACUGUUUCCGGGGCUGAUCUACCGGAUGGUGAAGCCGCGCGUAGUCAUACUGAUAUUCGUGAAUGGAAAGCUAGUUUUUACUGGCGCCAAAAAUCAGCGCGAAAUCAGCGAGAGCCUCGAGAACAUCUAUCCCAUUUUGCAGAGCUUCCGGAAAAAUUAGUCAACCAUUUUGUCGAUCUUGUUUCGGGCUCGUUUCCACUGCUUGGUUGCGCUUACGUUUUACUCAGUUUUAGU
Anopheles cruzii is the source of this 841-nucleotide messenger RNA. Its product is annotated as TBP-related factor. Bases 81 to 767 code for a protein of 228 amino acids. Gene Ontology annotation, molecular function: DNA binding; RNA polymerase II general transcription initiation factor activity. NCBI's taxonomy places the organism in Eukaryota, Metazoa, Arthropoda, Insecta, Diptera, Culicidae. The transcript has 3 exons. Gene Ontology annotation, biological process: DNA-templated transcription initiation. The record is from RefSeq and is a predicted model, not a curated record.